Messenger RNA from Dermacentor andersoni, 1552 nucleotides. RefSeq names its product retinol dehydrogenase 11-like. The record is from RefSeq and is a predicted model, not a curated record. NCBI's taxonomy places the organism in Eukaryota, Metazoa, Arthropoda, Arachnida, Ixodida, Ixodidae.
AGAAGUGCGACGCGAGCCGUGCUUCCUGCAGGGCGCAUUUAUCGGCGUUUUCUGGAUUCGAGCUAGCACAGGCGUCGUUACUCGAGAGUGCUCAUGGCUGGUCCAGUGGAAGAUGUCGCGGCAGCCGAGAAGGACGCGUUGCUGCCGCUGUGGACUGUGCUGGGCAUCGUGACUGGGGCACUGCUGAUCUCACUGCUUGUCAAGUUAUACACGGUGCUGACCGUCGGCAAAUGCUCCUCCAACGUCGACAUGGCAGGAAAGACAGUCAUCAUAACUGGAGCCAACACAGGCAUCGGCAAGGAGACCGCGCGCGAGCUUGCGCGGCGAAACGCGCGAGUCAUUCUGGCUUGCCGUAACCCUGUCAAAGCCAAGGAGGCCGCGGAUGACAUCCACGCCUCGACGGGCCGUAGCGUGGUGCUCAUGCAGCUCGACCUCUGCUCUCUGAACUCGGUGCGGCAGUUCGCCCGCCACGUGCUCGCCACGGAGCCACGUCUGGACGUCCUCAUCCUCAACGCCGGCAUGAUGUCGCCUCCGAAUAGAGAGGAGACCGAGGAUGGCUUCGAGGCCACUUUCCAAGCAAAUCACCUCGGGCAUUUCCUGCUCACACAUCUUUUACUGGACUUGCUGAAGAAGAGCAAGCCGAGUCGUGUGGUGGUCGUCGGCUCGUGCGGCCAGGUGGCCGGUCGGCUGAACACGGAAGACCUGAGCUUUGGCCGCUACUGGUUCCCGCUGCUCAACUAUUGCACCACCAAGCAGUGCAACAUGCUCUUCACCGUCGAGCUCAGCAGGAAGCUCAAGGGAUCCGCGGACUGGGCAAAGGAACCAUUCGAACCCAACUGGAACAAAGUGUCGGCGGCGACGUCGAGCCCUCGACAUGAGAUGCAAGCUCAACGGGAAAGAUGUGCACCGGAAGAAGCUAUCUCGAACCUGCCUAGCCCUAACGCCGAUUCGCAGGGAGGCUUCGCCAUCGACAGUCAUCCCGCAGACACAAAACUUCGCAAGAGACAAUCGAGUGUAACAGUAAACUGCUGUCACCCUGGCUUCGUGCGCUCGGAAAUCGCUGUUCGCAGCAGCGAUAUUCAGACGUGGCUAUUCAACUUGCUGCUAAACUUCUACGGCAAGAGCGUCAAAGAAGGCGCAGAGACCACAGUGUACCUUGCCGUUUCCGAGGAAGUUGAGAACGUGAGCGGGAAGUAUUUCAAAGACUGCGCCCCCACCUUUGCUGUGCCGUGGGCUACGAACGCGGUCGCGGCAAAGAAGCUGUACGAAGAGUCCAUCAGAAUGACGCAGAUCAAGGAAGUCAUCUGAAAGACUGUGUGUGGAGGACGUCUCAAUGCUUGAAGAAAGCGGGACUUUCUUAUCUGCUGCGUUUAUUCAGUCAUCCUGAACUUCCUCCUGUGGGGAGAAGGGACUGCGCUGACCAGCUUUGACCCGCAGGAACAGUUGGUCCUGUGGGCACGUGGAGCGGCGGCGGCAGCCAACGAGGCCCUGAGCUUUAAGGGCUUCGAGGAAGAUGCCUCAUGCGAGCAUAAAUAAAUGUUUCUCUCUGUCA